AUGCCUGAUGCGUUGACUGUUGAUGAGUUCGUUAACGACACUCUAGAAGAUGUCAGACACCCUGAGAAGUCCAAUUUUAUUUCGAAGAUUUCCAGUGUACGAUGUACAGUAUAUAGUUUGGAUGAGGGGUUAGAGACAGAUAGAAAUGUUCUUAUACGAUCGAAAAAGUUGGUUAAGUCUGUUGUCUCAUCAGGGAUUGCCUAUGCUGAGCAAAUAACAGCUUUAUGCGACUUCUUGGAAAGACUUGGUCAGAUAGCUUUGGAAGGAAAUGAACCUAAUGGAAAUGAUAUCGCCGCGAGUCUCUGCAAGUUUUCCGUUGUCCACCGGGACUUAGCUAACAUGACUAAACACUUGAUGCAAAACUUAAACAGUAUAAUUGUGUUUCCGAUGGAAACAUUUAUGCAAGGGGAUAUAAAGAGUGACCUGAAGAAACCUUUUGAGAAAGCUCUCAAAGAUUAUGAAUACAAAUAUGACAAACUAAAGAAGGAAAAGCUGCAAAUGAUGAAGGAAACUGGUUGCUAUGCUCCUGAAGCAUUCACAGAGGGUAUGACAAAAGAUUUAGAAAAAGAACGUCGUCGGUUACAGUUGGAAACCUGUGAGUAUUUAAUCAAGGUGAACGAAUUGAAAGCAAAACGUAGCGCUGAUCUAUUGCAACACUUAAUUGAUUUUUUCUAUGUACAAACUCAUUACCUACGUGAAUGUUUAGGUGUGAUGGAUCAUUUUGGAAAAUCAAUGAAUGAUUUAGCUAGUCGAGUGAACACAUUGCAUAAAAUUAAUGAUGUACAAAAACGUCGUCUUGUAGAUACUCGAGAGGAAGUCAGAGGAAUUUUGGAGAAAGAGACUGUCCAAACUGGUAUAACAUAUGCAGCACAACCAACUCAAGUGAAUCGUGCUUUUGGGACAAGGAAAAGUGGUUUUCUGCUUAAAAAAUCCGAUGGAAAGGUGAAACGAGUGUGGCAAAGACGUCGUGUACGUAUCGCUGACGGUGAAUUAUGGUUAUAUCAUGCAGAUGAAACAAAACCACCUGUGCGUUUAACUUUAUUAACCUGCCAGGUGAAAUUACCUAUGGAAAAUGUUGAGAAUGAUUCCGCAUUAAAUCAUAGUACUAGCGGUAAUCAACAUUCAGUCUGUGAAGGAAAACUGAACUUUGAUCUUGUUUCAAAUAGUCGAACGUACAACUUUCAAGCAGAAGAUGAACAAGAAUAUGAAGAAUGGAUAAGUGUGUUGAAUAAUGCAAUGCAAGAAGAAUUUAAUAAAGCAAUGAAUGGAGAGUCAUCACACACUUCUCAGUAUGAUCUUUCCGAUUCACUGAAUCUGUCAUCUCAUCGUGGCAAUAGUAACAACAAUAAUAGUAUUACUAAUGGUGGCAGUCUGGCUACCGGUUUUGAUUUGGCCUAUUCAACACUGACAUGUCAAGGGAAUAAUCCUGCUAUCAGUUCUAAACAUGUAAAAUCAGAUAGUUUUGGUGAUAGUCUACCAGGAAGUGAGAAUGACCUACUCGAUUCCAAUUGUUCACAAGCUAGUCGUUCACGUGAAAGUCAUUUAGACAAUGUAGAUGCUAUUUCAACAGAUGCAGUUCAUCCUAUUGAAUCUAAAGGACGUCCAUCAAAAGGAGUUAUUCAAUCUUCACUACGGUUUUAUGCAUCGGAUAAUGAAGUCUGUGCAGAUUGUAGUCGACCUGAUCCUGAAUGGGUUAGUGUAAAUCUAGGCAUAUUAAUAUGCUUAGAAUGCUGUGGAGCACAUAGGGAAUUGGGUGUACACUAUUCUCGAACACAAUCGUUAUUAAUGGACGAAUUGUCCACCAAUCAGUUAUUGUUACCUCGAUUUAUCGGGAAUCAAUUGUUCAACAGUGUUUUCGAAUCUAGUCUACCAGCAGAAGUUAAACCGAAUGCUACAGAUGCUGUAACUGAUGCUGAUGGAACGACUCAAAGACGUGCAUUUAUCAAAUCAAAAUAUGUUGAUCGGCGUUUCAUAACAAAAACUACAUCGAAUUUAUUAUUGGAUAAUGAUAUUGGCAGUAAUAAUAUGAGAUUAGAUAAUAUGAAUACUAGUUACACUGCUUCUGUUGUUACUACAACACGUGAUCCAGUAUCACAACGAUUCUUAAGACGAGAUUUGUUAAGAGCAGUGAAAACUGGAGAUCUGCCUUUAUUAAUACAAGUAUACGCUGAGCGAUUGGAUUUAAUGACACCAUUUGAACCAGAAGACGAUGACUCCACUCCACUGUUGGCAGGCACAACAGCUUUACAUAUAGCUGUAGAGACAACAAAUAAAUUUUUACGUAAAAAAUCUGAUACUAGUUUCUCCUGUUUAUCUGGUGAAGCAUCAUGGAACGACAGUGAUGAUAUUCACGAACAGCAAGUGAAACCACCUCAUUGUAAUUUGCCGUUGGUUGAAUUCAUUAUACAAAAUGCUUUACCUGGUAGUUUGAAACGUGCCAAUGAGCUGGGCGAUACAGCAUUACAUCAUGCUGCACGUUAUGGUUGUGUAGAUGCACUAAAAUUACUUGUUCAAGCUGGUGGGAUUCCAACUCCUAUCCUUCAACUCACCAAUAAAAAUGGUCAAACAGCAUUGGACAUCGUCGAGGUUAUGCUGACGACUGAAUCAAAUCCCAGUGAAAUAGUCGAAGCGUAUAAAAGUUGUCAACAAAUAUUGAAAUUAGCUGAUUUAAUUGCAUCGAGUAUAUCAUCAAAUACUAAUCGUUUAAUGACUGAUUCUAUAUGUUCAUUAUUCCCUAACACUGAUGGUUCCUCAGAGAAAAUAUCGAUGCAUCGUGCUAAUCUAAGUGAGUUGUUAGAUCAAUUGAAUUCAGUUAAUUGGUGUCAUCCGACCAAUGCUUUAUCACCAUCCACAGCGUCCUAUUGGGCGAAGAGUGGAAAAUAUUGUCCUGCUAAUAAGCGUGUCACAACGUCGUCAUCAUCCACAAUAACAACACCUGGUGUUAGUACUGCUGUGAAUACCACAACAACGACAACCGCAUCAGAAGCAUUCAGUAGUAAAUUAGGUUAUUUCUCUUUGUCUCCUGUGAUAAAAACCACAAAUCAGUCAGUCACUUCCAGUCCACGUGAUAUAAACUCUUCUAAGACAACGUCGUCAUCAACUGGGAAACAAAUAACCUUUGAAGAAGACCGAUAUGCUACAAGCAAAAAUGUACCAAUGUUCAACAAACCUAUCCGAUCUUUCAGUCAAUAUUCUCCUUCAGCACAUUAUGGUAGUGUAUUGGCAACACUACCUCGUAAAAAAGGUCCUGCUCCUCGUCCACCAUCUAUAAGCAGUCAACCAAAUGAUUCAUUCGAUUCUGGAACAUCGAAUAAAACUGAUUUUUGGAGUGCAUUCAAUCGAUUAGAUAUCAGUCGGAUUCCAAGUUCUCCUUCUGAGACUGAUAAACAAUUACCCAGUGAUCAUAUUGAUAUAAUAUUAGAUGUUCUAGAAGAAAGACCAACUAUAUCUACACCUUGUGUAAUUACUUCAUCUUCCCCUGCUGGUGAUUUCUUCACCAAUAACACUAAUACUGUUUUUACAUCAAGAACAAUGAAGAGUCUAGGCACUUCUUCGUCUACAAUUCCUAAUGAUGAUGGUGGUAAUGAUAAUGAUGGUAUUACGACAUCUCCUCCAAUCCCACCUAAACCUAGUUAUAUAUCCAAUACAUUGUAUUCAACUUUGCCUAGUCGAAGUUUACACGUGAAUAGGACUAGUUCUGUUUCGGUUAAUUCAAAUUUGCCUACUGUACUUGACUCUUCCAGUUGUUUAACCUCUUCAACAUCAACACCUGUAACUAAAACAACAACAACAACCUCAGUAUCAUCAUCUAGUCAGUAUACCGACUCCUUGAAAUCUUCUUUAUCCCAGCAUAUAAAUGAUAGAUUUGGAAGUAUUUCAUCAGCAGCGUGUAUUCCAGCAUCGAUUACUGCAUCACUUGCAUCGAAAUCCACGGAGUCACCAUCGAAACUAACAAGUAAUGGUAAUAGUAUUUCAGUAGCAAAUUGUAAAGUUGGUGAUCUACUUGAAGCUCUGUAUGAUUGUGAAGCAGAGAAUUCUGAUGAAUUAACAUUUUCACGUGGAGAAAUAAUACAAAUAUGUGAUAAGCCAGACGAUGAUUGGUGGGAAGGUGUUAUUCACUCGGAUAAAAGUCGACGUGGAAUGUUCCCAGUCACUUAUGUAAAACCUUAUCAUCAUCAUGAUGACAGCAAUGAUAAUGAUUGA
Molecule: messenger RNA, 4203 nt
Organism: Trichobilharzia regenti
Lineage: Eukaryota; Metazoa; Platyhelminthes; Trematoda; Strigeidida; Schistosomatidae
Source: the annotation of a GenBank genome assembly